Molecule: messenger RNA, 3005 nt
Organism: Toxorhynchites rutilus septentrionalis
Lineage: Eukaryota; Metazoa; Arthropoda; Insecta; Diptera; Culicidae
Exons: 7
Coding region: 22-2661 (879 amino acids)
Source: RefSeq, a predicted model, not a curated record
AGUAACUCAUGAACCUCCGUCAUGGAAACUACCUCGCUGCUACCAUCGUAUUUGAACGAAGCGCUCGUUCGCAGUGCCCUCGAGCAUGGCCUAGAAUAUCCCAAACGUGUUGAAGUUGGCAUCCAUCGUUUUGUGAUUAGAGUGGCCACAAGCGCCGGCGAUAACUAUCUGAGUGAUGUUUUCAGGGCAUGGGUUCGGUACAAUCGUUCCCGAGAUGAUGACAAUAUUGAGGAGGCUUCGUUGAUAGUGAAAUGUAUGCCCGAUACAGGAUUCCGAGGACCUGUGAUUGGACAGCUGAAUGCAUUCGAGAAGGAAGUCGACAUGUUUCGAGACGUUGUACCCGCUUUGUCGAAAUUUGUUAACGGUGAGAUGUUUGCCGCUCGUCUUUUUCACGCUACAACCGACCCCGUGCGAAUGAUAAUCUUCCAGGACCUGAACGCACUCGGCUUCACCAUGGCGGACCGCACCCAGGGUGGGUUGGAUUAUAACCAUUGUGCAUUGAUAAUGCGAAAAAUAGCCUCUUUCCACGCCGCAUCCAUGAUCUUGGCUAACAGUAGUACUGCUAAGGAGACGGAACUUGAGCGUCAGUUUGAGUAUGGUUUCAUAAAUCCCCACAUCGCACCGGAAAGUAACACCGUACUUCAUAUGCUCAUCGGUGGAUUAGAUACCCUUAUAGAAUGCUCCGAGAAGCAUUGGGUUGGUUUUGACCGCGAAAUUGUGGCGAAGUUGAAGAAAAUGAAACCUACCUACAAGGACCGUAUCGCAACGUGCUUGAACCAAAAAUUCACCGAUGGUUUCAAAGUGCUCAACCAUGGUGAUCUGUGGAUCAAUAACAUCAUGUUCCAGUACGAUGCUGGUGGUGCGCCGAAGGAUGUUGUCUUUGUGGACUACCAGCUGAGCUGUUACACCAGUCCGGGAGUGGAUUUGAAUUAUUCGCUGAUAAAUUGUCCCACUUUUGAUGUGCGAGAGCGGCAGAGUGAUGAUCUUGUUGGGGAGUAUCACCGGAAACUCGCGUCGACUCUUGUUGAAGGAGGUUUUUCGAAAGUACCAUCGCUGGAUCAAGUGCAGCGCGAGAUAAAAAGAAUGAGAUAUUUCAGUUUCAUUGCUGCGGUAGGUAUCUUACCGAUUGUAAUGAUGGAAAGUACCUCCGAGGUAGAUAUUAGUUUUGAUGCUAUGCUCGAUGAAGAAAAAUCAAAAAAGCUGCGUUUGUGUCAGUACAAUGGGGAGCGCUACCGGAAGUCUAUAACCGCAUUGCUCGAGAAGUUCAACAGAGAAGGUUUGCUCGAUUCGGUUCUAGAGGUUAUCCCUAAAAACACCGAGGUACUGGCCUAUGCAGACGAUCUACUGCUGAUGGCAAGAAAUCCUUUCCCAGAAAUGGCCCGCAGAAGACUGCAGGAAGGAAUCUCGGCUCUUCCAGCCAAGGUGCAGGUACCAGAAUACUUGAACGAAGAUCUUAUCAAGAGAUCACUCGCCAAUGGUUUCCAAAAUGAUAGUGUAACAGUGAAGAAGCUCCAAAUUUCUCCAGCCACCUCAGCCGGGGACAAUUACAUGAGUGAAGUGUUCCGAAUUCAUGUUGAAUAUCGAGACGCGUUGGAUACGGAUGAGGUUAAACAAAUUUCGCUGAUUGUUAAAUGUAUGCCCGACGGCGAAAACCGCGGAGAGGUUAUCGAGGCGUUAACAGUGUACGAAAAGGAAGCGGAAAUGUUCAUCAAUGUGAUACCCCAACUGUCGAAAAUUGCCAGGGGUGCAUUCUUUGCUGCUAAAUGCUAUUACGCUACGCGCGAUCCGGAACGGAUGCUGGUGUUCCACGACCUCAAAUCCCUGGACUACACGAUGGCGAAUCGCCACGCUGGUCUCGAUUUUGACCACUGUGCACUUAUUAUGAAGAAGAUUGGCAAAUUCCACGCGGCUUCGAUGCGUUACGCCGAGAAAAAUAUGGACGUAAUGGGCAAAUACUUCCACUUCAGUAUGUUCAAUCCUGAUGUCGGCAAGAGACUCGACUGUAUGGACGUUAUUUUUGGAAAAGGGUUCGCAACCUUGAUCGACAUCGCUGAAGCGGAGUGGGAAGAUUUUGAUCCGAAAAUUUUGGCGAAAAUGAAACGUCUGCUGCCGGUGUAUGUGUCCAAGCUCGAAGAAUGUCUAGGCCAGAAGUUUGACGACGGCUUCAAAGUCCUGAACCAUGGUGAUUUGUGGUGUAAUAAUAUGUUGUUCAAACAUAGCGUACCGUCUGGGAAAGUUGAAGAUGUUGUUUUCGUGGAUUAUCAAAUAAGCUACUAUUCCAGUCCCGGAAUUGAUUUAAAUUAUGCCCUAUCAAAUUGUCCCGAUCGGGAGACUCGCAAACGCACCGAUGAGUUGAUUAACAUUUACUAUCAAUCACUGAGCGAAACUUUGAAACAAAUCGAAUAUUCUCGGAUUCCAACGCUGGCGGAUGUUCUCCGGGAAAUUGAACGGAUGGAGUUCUUUGCCCUUGUUUCGGUUAUCUCCGUACUGCCGAUCGUAAUGAUGGAAAAGACGGACUCAUUCGAGUGCAAUUUCGAUGCAUUUUAUGACGAGGAAAUAGCGGAAAAGGUGAGGAGAAUACAAUUCGGUGGUAAGAUGUACCAGUCCAUCGUGAAGCCAAUGCUGAAGCGUUUUGACGAAAGAAAUUUGUUGGAUGUAUAAUUGUCAUGCUUCGCAAGUAGCCGUCAACGUUUCUUGGCAUCCAUGUAGGCAGUAUUUUUGAAUCCCGUAUUACCCAAAUUUUCGUACAGUGUGGAUUGGAAAAACAUCGUACAAACUGUAUGAUAAUUUAGAUAAAAUAAAACAAUUGAUACAACAUUUUUGCUUCUAACAUUGUGAUUCUUCCACCACCGAGAAAUGAAAUGUAUGAACUAAAUCAAUUAAAAAGAAUCAAUCUGACGGUAGAACUCGAACAUUGUAGAUAUUGUUAGAAAUCUGAGAUCAUAUAAUAUUUCAGUUUGCAGAACAUACGUGGAGGUAAUAAAAUUUAACAACUGUCGACAUUA